UGUAAGGAAACCUAACUCUAUUUGGUUUAUGAUACUUCUGAUUUAUAUAUAAUGUGAUAAUUUCACAAAUACUUAUUCUAAUCACUAAUUCUUCAAAAUCCUCCUUCUUCUAUACUGUCAAAAUCCUCUUCUUCUUCUAUACUGUCAAAAUCCUCUUUUCUUCUAUACUGUCAAUACAGUAACAAUAAUGGAAGAAAAUAACAACCAGAAGACGAACGAGAGCGUUUUUGAUCUCGACGAUUAUGAUACUUUUUUCAAUUCUUUACCAGUCGGCUACCGGUUUGUCCCUCGCGACGAUGAACUAAUCACCCAUUACUUGAUGAACAAGAUCGCCAACAAUCCAAUGCCUCGUAAUCGGAUUCGCGUUGUUAAUUUCUAUAAACAAUCUCCUCAACUCCUAACUGAAAUAUAUAAAUUGGAUAAAAGAAGAGAAACAGAAUGGUAUUUUUUCACUCCAAGAAACAAAAAAUACCCAAAAGGAGGCAGACCAAAUCGAAGAGCAGGCAAUGGAUAUUGGAAGCCAACUGGAAUUGAUAAGUUCAUUCCAGAUAAGGAAAACCCUUCAGGGGUUAGAAAAUCAUUAGACUAUUAUGAAGGAAAGCAGGGUUCUGGGAAGAGAACAGAUUGGAAAAUGCAUGAAUAUGUAAUAAUUCAUGGAAAACAUAGUCCUGCAAUUAGCAAUCAAAAAGAAAAGGAUCACAUGCAGUUGGAUGAAUGGGUUCUUUGCAAGCUUUAUAACAAUAAAGCAGAUAGCAAGAAAAAUGAGAUUAAUGAAGAGGAGGAAACUUCCAAUUCAAAUGCAACGGUUCCAAUAGCAAGUGCUUCAAAUCCGGAACUUGCAAAUGAUUCUAUGAUUAUCAAGCAAUCCAUGUGUUAUCCACAGCAAGAUCUAUCAGUUUCUCCUCGUUUUCCACCUAGUUAUCCAUCUUCUGCUAUCCCUCCUCUUCCAUCAGCACUGGACUACUCACGCAGUGACUAUGGUCACCACACUAGUUAUCCAUAUUCUCUUCUCCUUCCUCAACCUCCAGCACUGAACUACUCAUGCAGUGAUUAUGGCGACCACACUAGUUGUCCACAUUCUCCUCUCGCUCCUUUUCCUCCAGUAUUGGACUACUCAGGCAAUGAUUAUCUUAACGGCUAUGGUAUCUCAUUCCAAUCCCAUGAGCCGCAACCAUGCAAUGAUUAUCUUAACGGCUAUGGUAUCUCAUUCCAAUCCCAUGAGCCGCAACCAUGCAAUGCAAUGAUUAUCUUAACGGCUAUGGUAUCUCAUUCCAAUCCCAUGAGCCGCAACCAUGCAAUGAUUAUCUUAACGGCUAUGGUAUCUCAUUCCAAUCCCAUGAGCCGCAUCCAAACUAUCAUAAUGAUUUUUAUGAAAGUUACUCCUUACAUAUGGCUAAUGGUGACCAACCUGGUUCUUCAAAUCCAAAUCCAAAUAUGCACUUUGUCAAGGAAGAAUAUAAUGAUCCAUGACCAACUGCUUUUGGAAGAAGAUGCUAGUAUAUUGCUUUCGUUUAUUUACUAG
Molecule: messenger RNA, 1522 nt
Organism: Jatropha curcas
Lineage: Eukaryota; Viridiplantae; Streptophyta; Magnoliopsida; Malpighiales; Euphorbiaceae
Biological process (GO): regulation of DNA-templated transcription
Molecular function (GO): DNA binding
Source: RefSeq, a predicted model, not a curated record